AUGCCUCUCAGAUCGGAAGCGUCCUCUUCGAGGGACACCCUCGAUACUACUAGAACCACGGACGAACGACGUCGGACCGGAAGGUACGUCGCCGGUGGGGCCGUGCUGGCAAUCAUGCUGCUCGCCGUGCAUCAUGCACUCCUGCGGGACGCGUCCACCAUAACUGGUGUCUGCAUACCGGCCAUAAUAAUGGUGUCCUACAUUAUCUGGAUCUUGUAUUCCGCCCACCGGGAUAGACGAAAGGCGCUGAGAUUCGCCACAGCGAUGCAGCUGACAGAAGUAAUCAGCGUGCCAGACAAGCCCAGAGAGGUGAUCUGCAGGAACGGGAAGAGCAAGGACGAGCUACGGAAGUCGGCCGACUCGAAGCUAGACUACGCUGCGCGACAAUCCCGCGAGAACCCGGCGUUCUCCUCCAAGGACGAGGCUUCGUGAGAGCAACGUGGAACUCGCCUGGCACGCGUUCUCGUACUCCGACUUUCGCCUGUGUUUAUCGCGAAUCGAAGGACUCUCGAGAAACACUCACCUGCGUCCUCGUCGUCUCGCGGAUGCUCGUUACGUUCCGACGCUUCAACGGCGAUAAAU
Messenger RNA from Eufriesea mexicana, 582 nucleotides. RefSeq lists its product as uncharacterized. Bases 1 to 432 code for a protein of 143 amino acids. The record is from RefSeq and is a predicted model, not a curated record. Lineage: Eukaryota; Metazoa; Arthropoda; Insecta; Hymenoptera; Apidae. The transcript has 3 exons.